GUCUGCGCGCGUCUCAGUCCUAAAAUCCACUUGGCAGAGUUCGGUAUUCGGUAUUCGGUCUGUGCCUCGACUCCGCGCGCAAUCAUACGCUGUUGCUGUAUGCCGUUCCAUUUAUAAUAACGAUACUUUUUUUAAUUUUUUAUAAUGCAACGCAGAACUAGUGUGUGGCUUAGAAGAAGUGAAUGCUAAGGCAACAAAACAAAAGAAAACCCAUGAUGUCGCGAAACAAAUGUGUGUGCAGGCGACGCGUCGCUGCCGACGUAUACAAACCUAGAGCUGUCGCGUUUUAUGUAAGAUCGCGUGCACAGGUGCCCCCAACACAGCGCCCACAACAAAUGUAAUACAUUGAAAAAAGAGCAGCAUUCACCGAGACGACAACGUCGCCGCCGACAUUGCAGUGAGAGUGAGUGGGAGCGGGAGCUACGUCGUUUAUACUGUCCAGCACACCACCCAAAUACAGCACUUAACGCUGCUGCUGACUUGUUUUUGUGUACACUUUUUUGUUGUCUUGUGUUCUACGUUCGUUUAUUUGUUGUUUUGACUGUGCGUAUGUCUUAGGUUUAUUGGCUGUGUAUGUGUGUUUUGUGUUUGCAUAGUGUUAAAAAUCAAAAUAGUUGAAGAAACUAAACGAAAAGGCCACGGCAAUAUGCUAUUAUUAACAAAAACAAGCAUUACCGUCGACGUCGUUGCCGCAAACAACAGAACGCUGCUGCCUCUGCCGUCGUCGCCGCCGUCGCAUGCAUAACUUUAAUUUUUUUAAUAUAUUGUUUUUAUUUUGAAUAAUGGAUCGUCGUGCAUUGAAGUUUAUGCAGAAAAGAGCGGACACAGAAAGCGAAACAACAACACCAGCAGCAGCCCCAGGAUCCUCUUCAGUACCAGCUCCAGCAGGAGGCGGCACACUACCUCUAAAGGAUAACUCGAAUAUUCGCGAAAAGCCGCUACACAACAGUAACAACAACAAUAACAGCUCCCAGCACCAGCAGCCACCCAGCAAGCAGCUCGAGCGGCCCCUGAAGUGCCUGGAAACGCUCGCACAGAAGGCGGGAAUCACCUUCGACGAGAAAUACGAUGUGUCCAGUCCCCCGCAUCCGGGUAUCGCCCAGCAGCCGUCAUCGACACCAGCCGCAGCCACAGUCACUGCCCAAGCCCAUCGCAACGGAGGAGCCAACACAGGCGCUGGAACACCCCCCACUGCACGUCGUCACGCACACACACCGGUCACGCCGAACACCCCAAGCACCCCGAACACUCCAAACACUCACAACAGCAACCCACAGCAAUCCCGACACAGCGGCAGCAGCCACACCAUGGAGAAGUCACAGAGCCCCGCCCAACAGGUGGCGUCCGCCACGUCGGUGCCCCUGCAGAUCUCACCGGAGCAGCUGCAGCAGUUCUACGCGAGCAACCCGUAUGCCAUCCAGGUGAAGCAGGAGUUCCCCACGCACACGGCGGGCACCACCACCACGGAACUGAAGCAUGCGACGGGUUUGCUGGACGCCAGCCAGGCAAGCCAGUUGCAGCUCCAACAGCUCCAGCAGCUGACGGCGGCGGCAGCCGAUGCAGCCGGGGGAAACGGUUCUGCGGGUGGUGGGGGAGGGACCCAGGGCGGAGGCGCACCCAGUCCGGCGAACCAGCAGGGACAGCAACAGCAACAGCACUCGACGGCCAUUAGUACGAUGUCGCCGAUGCAGCUGGCGGCAGCCACCGGCGGAGUGACUGGUGACUGGUCACAGGGUCGGACGGUGCAGCUGAUGCAGCCUUCGACGGGGUUUAUCUACCCGCCAAUGAUGAUCUCCGGCAACCUGCUGCACUCCGCGGGCAUCGGCCAGCAGCCCAUACAAGUGAUCACCGCCGGGAAGCCGUUCCAGGGUAACACCCCCCAGAUGAUCACCACUACCACACAGAACGCCAAGCAGAUGAUCGGGGGGCAGGGCGGGUUCGCAGGCGGCACCUACGCCAUCCCUUCCAGCCAGUCCCCGCAGACGUUGCUCAUCUCACCCGUCAACGUCAUCUCCCACUCGCCGCAGCAGCAGCAGAGCAUUCUUCAGUCGAUGGUCGCCCAGCAACAGCAGCAACAGCAACAGCUCAACGCUCAGCAGCAGCAGCAGCUGACAGCGGCGGCAGCGGCUCAGCAGGCGGUGGCCAUGGCCAAGGCGGGUGUGGGAGUGGGAGCUGAUGCCCAGGGCAAGAUGCAGGCACAGAAGGUGGUCCAGAAGGUGACGACCACCACUAACACGGUGCAGGCAGCCUCGGCAGGCGCUGGCGGGGCACAGGCGCAGCAGCAACAGCAACAACAGACCACCACCCAACAGUGUGUCCAGGUCUCGCAGUCGACAUUGCCCGGCGUAGGAGUGGGUGUGGGCGGGCAGCUGCUGAAUCCGCUGGGCGGGUCGGGCGCGGGCCAGGGCCAGCAGAUGCUCGGUUCCUGGUUCUGGCAGAACGGCCUGCAGCCCUUCGGCUCGAACUCCAUUAUACUGCGUGGCCCGCCGGACGGCACUCAGGGCAUGUUUAUCCAGCAGCAGCCAACCACGCAGACACUCCAGACGCAGCAGAACCAGAUCAUCCAGUGCAAUGUAACCCAGACACCGACCAAGCCUCGCACCCAACUGGAAGCUCUGGCCACCAAGCAACAGCAGCAACAGCAGCAACAACGCCAGGCGCAGCAGCAACAACAGCAACAGCUAGCGGUAGCCACAGCUCAACUGCAGCAGCAGCAGCAGCAGCAGCAGCAGCAGCAGCAGCAGCAGCAGCAGCAACAGCAGCAGCUGACGGCCCUUCAGCGGCCUGGAGCGCCGAUUAUGCCACACAACGGAACCCAGGUGCGCCCGGCUAGCUCCGUGUCCACGCAGACGGCGCAAAACCAGAACCUGCUCAAGGCCAAGAUGCGGAACAAGCAGCAGCCAGUCCGUCCGGCGUUGCCGGCCCUCAAGACGGAGAACGGACAGGUGGUGGCGGUUGGUGCGGUGCAGAGCAAGUCAGUGGGGCAACACAUGGCUGCCAUCCAGCAGCAGCACCAGCAGCACCAACAGCAGGCGAACCUCCACCAGGUGGUCACCACAGCGGGAAACAAGAUGGUCGUCAUGAGCACGGGCACGCCCAUAACCCUGCAAAAUGGUCAGACUCUGCACGCAGCAACAGCGGCCGGAGUGGACAAGCAGCAGCAACAGCAGCAGCAGCUGCAGCUUAUGCACAAGCAGCAGUUCCUACAGCAGCAAAUGUUCCAACAGCAGAUAGCCGCCAUCCAGCAGCAGCAACAGCAACAAGUCGCCCAGCAGCAGCAACAACAACAACAGCAGCAGGAUCAGCGGCAACAGGUGGCACAGGCUCAGGCCCAAGCUCAGGUUCAGGCUCAGCAACAGCAGCAGCAGCAGGCAUUGGCGCAGCAGAUACUGCAGGUGGCGCCAAACACCUUCAUCACCUCCCACCAACAGCAGCAGCAGCAGCUCCACAACCAACUGCUGCAGCAGCAGCUCCAGCAGCAGGCGCAGGCCCAAGUGCAAGCUCAGGUUCAAGCUCAGGCACAGGCACAGGCCCAGCAGCAACAGCAACAGCAGCAACAACAGCGGGAGCAGCAGCAGCAGAACAUAAUCCAACAAAUUGUGGUACAGCAGGCGGCUGGGGCGGGUCAACAGCAGCAGCCACAGCAACAGCAGCAGCAGACGCAGCCAGGACAAUUGCAGCUGAGCAGCGUCCCCUUCUCGGUGUCCUCGACCACGACGCCCGCAGGAAUAGCCACCUCGAGUGCCCUCCAGGCCGCUCUCUCCGCCUCCGCCUCCGGCGCCAUCUUCCAGACGGCCAAGUCGACCAGCAGCAGCUCUUCCCUGCCCACCAGCAGCGUGGUGACUAUAACAAACCACACAACGGGUCCCCUAGUCACCAGCAGCACAAUGGCAGCCAGCCUUCACCAAGCCCAGCUCCAACAGCAGCAGCAACACCAACAGCACUUCCAACAGCAACACCAACAGCAGCACCAACAACAGCAGCAGCAACAUCAGUUAAUCUCCGCCAGCAUUGCAGCAGCCACACAGCAACAGCAGCAGCAGGGACCACCCGCUCUGGCGGCUGCAUCGUCCUCACCCGCCACGAACCCCAUCAUGGCUAUGACGUCCAUGAUGAACGCCACGGUUGGGCCUGUCACCAGCAGCGCAGUGACACCAUCUCCUGCAACACUGGUCGCGUUCAGCGCUGGCAGUGGAGCCAGUCACCCGGCGACACCCACCAAGGAGGCGACGCUGAAGAUGCCCACCCCCUCCGCCACCCUGGUGCCCAUUGGGUCCCCUCUAAACAACAGUGCCGUUGGCCAGGAUCACCACCCAUCCUCCGUCAACACCACCCCCAGGUCCGCUGGAAGCGCCAGUGCCCCGGCGGAGCCCAGUAGCUCAACCAGCGACUCGAGGGUAAAUGAAGAGGCCUCGGAGGCGUCUCACAGCAACAGCACGACCCCCACCACGCCUACGAGGCCCACCAUCAGCACGCCCACUACAAGGCAGAGCAAUGUGGUGCUGCCCACGAGUAGCUGCAGCACCACUAGCUCCUCCACCCCCCCGCACAGUGGGAAGGAUGAGGGCAAGGGCGGAGCGAGCACAGCCACCAGCACCACCGGCGCACCUUCAACGCCGACAACGACGAUAGUUGGCAACGGGAUUGGGAUAGCCACCCUGGCCAGAGCAGCGAGUACCACUGCGACCUCUACCACCACCACGAGCACCAGCAGCAGUACGACUACACCUACAACCACAACGAGCAUCAGCAAUGGGAGCAGCAACGCGGCGGGGAAAGAUCUGCCGAAAGCCAUGAUUAAGCCUAAUGUGCUCACUCAUGUCAUCGACGGAUUCAUCAUCCAAGAGGCCAACGAGCCCUUUCCUGUAACGAGGCAGCGCUACGCAGACAAGGACACCAGCGACGAGCCGCCAAAGAAAAAGACUGCCAUGCAGGAGGACGCGAAGCUGUGCGGAAUAGCCACUGCAACGCCAACCACAACCACAACCCAAACAGCAGCUGCUAAUGCGGCGGGUCUACCCACGGACAUGGUGGCCUGCGAGCAGUGUGGCAAGCUGGAGCACAAGGCGAAGCUCAAACGGAAGCGCUUCUGCUCCCCAGGAUGCGCUAGGCAGGCGAAGACUUGCGUUGCAGGCAUUGGAGCUGCAGCUGCAGCUGGAGGCGGACUGGGAGAGAGCAAUGGAAUGGGAAUGGAUAUGGAAAUGGGAGGAAUUGUGGGAGUGGAUGCCAUGGCUCUGGUGGACAAACUGGACGAGGCUAUGGCCGAGGAGAAGAUGCAGAUGCAGACGGACGCCUUGCAGGCGCUGCAGCCCGAUCCGAUUCCGAUGUCGACCACCACGGAGGUGCCACUGGUGUCUCUUCCUGUCCUGCCAGUCAUGGCAGCCACCCCCGUUCCAGUUCCUCCCUUAGUUGCAGUCGCACUGGCAGUCCCCACUCCUGUGACCCUGCCUGCGGCUCCGUCUCCAGCUCCCACCCCACCUGCGGCAGCAGUGGCGCCCCAGCCACCUGUACCAACACCAACAUCCUCUUCGACCGCAGGCGAGCGUUCGCCCAUUUGCAACUGGAGCGUGGAGGAGGUCGCUGACUUCAUACGGAACCUGCCCGGCUGCCAAGACUAUGUGGAUGACUUUGUCCAGCAGGAGAUCGACGGCCAGGCGCUGCUGCUGCUAAAGGAGAAUCACCUGGUGAAUGCCAUGGGGAUGAAGCUGGGUCCCGCCCUCAAGAUUGUGGCCAAGGUGGAGUCCAUGAAGGAGGUGGUGCCGGCGCCGGGCUCUGGCGAAGUCAAGGAGGCGACGGCAGCGGGAGGAGCUCAAUAAUAUCAGCAUCGGCCUGAUGCUCCAGCCUAUGCCGAUGACGAGGGGAUUCCCAUGCCCUCCUACUCGACAUCCCCGCCACCAUUUUCGCUCCUCCAUCUCCGGCUUACAUACGGAUCGUGGCAAUAGAGGUAAUUGUUAGAGGCAACUGGCUGCCGCAGCAGCCGCACUGCGCUCGGUCAAUGAUCACAUUCACCGAGUACGAGUUCAUGGAAUGGUAACGAACGAUAACAUAAUAAUACUAUGUUGAAAGGCCGCCACAUGUAUGAUAGAGCGUAGACUUGGUUGCUGAUCACUCGGAGGGUGUCCAUGGUCCGUGGCCCCUUCGCAGCCAGCGACUCCUUGUUCAAAUUGUACAUACAGAUUUACUCGAUCUAAAACUUAAUUAUAGGCAUAGGCAUAAAUUAUUUAACAAUUGUAAAUUGUUUCUCAGAAAAGGGUAUUAUUACACUGAACCUAGGAUUAGCUACGAAUAAUGUUUAAUAUCAGCGCAUAAGUCCGGAACCGAUUUGAGCAUUGCAAUUGAACAAUUAACUAUUAAUAGUUUGUAUUUCAACUCCAUACAUAAUAAUUAACUUAAUAAUUAAUUAGAUAGUUAGGAUCGGUGAAACAGUUGAGAACAGGGACCGUAGCGAUUGUAAGUCGAGACUUACACGGUAAUGGCAUUCAUGAUGAAUGAAUCUUAUGAAUUUUUGUUGCAGGAAAGAUAUGGUAUAUAUAGUAUAACUUUGUAGAGCAGAAACUCAAUCUUUUAAUAUAUAGCUCCUAACAUAUAGUAUUUUCUAUAGUCGUAUCCUAUAUAGCAAUCAGAUAUUGACCAAAUAUGCUUAAGUUUUACAAAAUGUUAUUAGGAUACGAUUAUUAUUACAUACUUAAAGAGGGUAGAUAUGCCUGGAAUGUUUAUCAUUUAUAAGCCACUGCAAAACAAAUGUACAAUAUAUAUAUAUACAUAUGUAUAUAUAUAAUUUUAAAAUAUUUAUUUAUGAGAUCGGAAAUGGUAAAAUAACUUAAUAACAUAUGAAAUAUUAUUUCUUGACUUUUAUUAGUUUCUUCAAGAAAUAAUGAUGGUUGUAAGUUGUAAGCCCACACAUAGCAUAAUCAUUGUCAACGUCCGAUUAGGACUUUGGAAUAGGAAUCUAUGAGAAGACUGAUAUUUGAUAGUAAAACUUCUGAAACCCAUUUUCAAGUAAAGCCAACAUUUCAUCAAACAUUGUAAAUAUAACUGAUAAUAUAUCUGAGAGCGAGAAUUGUGCACGCCGAAGCGUACCUCUCUGCCCUAAAAUUUGUGUAAACGGAUCUGGUAGGUAACUUCGCCUUAAAAAAUGGAUCUUGCAGGUUCUAUUAGGUAUUAUGUACACUUUAUGAUACUUAUAUGAAGUUAUAUCAAUCUUCGCAUAGAUCCCUGUGAAACUGUCAUUAUCAAGAACUAGUCGCUUGCAUUCGGAAAAUAAAUAAUUGUUAAGUGAAAUGGUAAAACACCCAAGCCAUAUGCAUUGUUAAAUCGAAAAUUUAAAUAUUUUGUAUUGCAAAACUAGAAAUAAUCAUUAUAUACGGUCCCUGGUUCAGAGUCCACUCUGAAGCAUCAAAUCUUGAAAUCAUCUACAUAAUUGUAAAUUCUAGUAUUUUGCUAGCUCUUUUUUCAAUGCCUAAUGAUAAGUAUUUUUUUUGUACAACAUUUUUUUUUGCUAUUGCUGAAUAAAAUAAAAAAUUGCACUGUAAUAUAGUGUAAUACAUGUGAAUACGGAA
Drosophila miranda is the source of this 7559-nucleotide messenger RNA. RefSeq names its product polyhomeotic-proximal chromatin protein. The coding region runs from base 783 to 5816 and encodes 1677 amino acids. The record is from RefSeq and is a predicted model, not a curated record. Gene Ontology annotation, cellular component: nucleus; PRC1 complex. Gene Ontology annotation, molecular function: zinc ion binding; protein binding. NCBI's taxonomy places the organism in Eukaryota, Metazoa, Arthropoda, Insecta, Diptera, Drosophilidae. The transcript has 6 exons.